AACAGUGUAUAUAAAUACUAUAUUAGUAGUGCACGAACAAAAAGUUACAGAGAACAGGAAAUUUACUGCGGUCCAGCACUGUGUAAAACGAUGCCAAGUAGUGGAUUAUGUUAAAUAGAAAAGAAAGAAUUUAAAACUAAAGCGUAAGCGCGGUUUAACUGGAUCUAUCUGAAGUGACAGUUGUUUCCUGAUCAUUUAUUGUGGGCGCGUACGAUGUAGUUAUAGGCAUACGUAAAACGCGUACAGCAUUUUUGAAUAAGGGUCAAUACUUGAUUAGUUCUUAGUUUCUAAUUAAACAGAUACGAUUUAUUUUGUUAUUUAGUUUAAAUAGUUUUGAACGAAGACUUGAAACAAUGGAACCCGAUUUAAAAGACAAACAAACUAAACAAGCAUCGCGUAGAAAGCAUGAUCACCUUCUACCUGGUAGAGACCCUGAUGAGUUCAUUGUUAUGGAUGUAUCUCAUAUUCCAGACAAAUCAUCCACAAGGAACAAAAAGUUAUCAGUUCAGAAGAUGUCUGAAUGUAUCCUAAAGGCCCUCACUCCACAUUUUAAUGUGUUGAGUGAAAUUACAUUUGGAAAGCAUGAAGAUAUGUUUCUUGAUCCUUACAUGGCUGAAAUAUCAAGUUUAAUUCUUCAAAGAAAAAUAAAGAUCAGUCUUGGCAUAUUUACAAGAAUCAGUGAAAAAAGUGUUCAGGCCUUGGGGCGCUGCCUUCAAAACAUCAACAGAUUAUCAGUAGAUGAACAACUCCUUUUACCACAAGCCGUUAUCAUCUUACGUGAAUAUGUUGAAAAGUUAGCCAUCCCUCAGGAAUUAACAAUAAAUAGAAAAACUGUUGCCACGUGGUUAAAUGAAUGGAAGAUUCACGCUGGCCACCCUCAAGACAAGGUGCUGCAAAUUUUACAACUUCUUCUCGGAAAGAUUAAAACUUUAAUAAUCGCGGAUGUGAUGACAUAUGAAAUCAUGGAAGGUCUCAUUCCCCAUCUAAAUGUGUUGGAUGAAGUUGAAUUUGGAGAAAAUGGAAACAACAUAAACCUUGACCAAUAUAUGGGUCGUAUAACACAGUGUAUUCUUGAAAGAGAAGAAGAGAUCAGCCUUGUAAUACGAACAAAAAUCGACAUUCCCAGUUUGCGGCAUAUAAGUCCUACUUUUAAAAAACUCAGAAGUCUUACAAUUGAUGAGAAAUAUCUCCCAGCAUCUACUCGGGCCCAUUUACGUGAAGAUGUUUAUCGCCUUGUUCCCAUAGGUCAUGUUUUGAAAGUUAAUGGAUUGGACUCAGCCAUCUGGGUACAGAAAUGGUUUAUCUAUGACUGGAAGCCAGAAGACAUAAUUUACCGCAGUUUAAUGUGGUUAGCAUGUUCUGCGCAGACCAAAGCUGUGGCCAUUUUAACUAACUUGACAGAUCAAAUAAUGGAAACUCUAACUCCAUUGGUGACUGGGGUUUUGCAUGAAAUUCAGUUUGGUAAUCCGGAAACAGGUGCUGACAUAAACCUUGAUAGAAACAUGGUAUCUCUAUCACAAUGGAUCCGUAACAGGCAAAGAAUGAUUGAUAUUAAAUUGUUCACUGGACUAAGCGCAAUAGGUAUACACUGUUUAGGUAAAUGCUUACCAAGAAUAUCCGAGUUAUCAAUUUAUGAGGAGCUGCUAUCACCACUAUGUCGUAGCCUCUUGUGUGAAUUUGUUUACAAACUUUCUGAGCCUCAACAACAGGCUUUGAAAAUCAAUGGUAUUAGUGCCAGUAUAUGGUCAAGACCAUUGGAAGUGCUGAGAACUCAUUCAAUAAAAAGGGCUGUUCAUAUUCUUUCAAAAAAACCUAAUGAAAAAUUUUUUCCUGCUGAAAAGGCCAAAAUCCUAUUCCUGAUGAAAAAAAUAUCAGAUCCAAUUAUGGAAGCCCUUGCCCCACACAUCAGUACAUUGGCUUAUAUUAACUUAGGGGCCAAUACAGCUCUUGAUCGCUACAUGGACAAAAUUUCCACAUUAAUUCUCCGAAGAAAAACCAAGAUUGACCUGGCUAUCUCUUACAAAAUCAAUCGAACCAGUGCAAUGUGGUUAGGGCGGUGUUUACCAAAAGUCAACAAUUUAAUAAUUUAUGAUCAUACCAUGUCACCAGAAUGCUAUGGUGUUUUAUCCAAAUAUGUUCUACAGCUUGCUAAACCUGAAGAUUUGAUGAUAAAUCGUAUAAAUGGAAUUCUGUGGACAAAGAAACGGUCCGGUAAGGGAAAUCAACCAUCUGGUGUUUUGUGGACGAAUGUUUGGGAUGAAUAUGGAGAUAAAACAUCUCAAGAAUUCGUACAAAAACUGAAGCAUCAUUCUUUGACUGAUAUGAAAUCUGUACUUUCAAUAAUGGACACAUAUGGUAAAUGAAAAACGCUGAAAUCUGAAAGGCUAAAUUUGUCCUAAAUUCUGGUUCCUCCAGGACCACACCCAAAUAGAAUGAAGUAUCAACUAGAAUGCUAUGUGUUGUUUUGUGUUUUGUAGCUAUUGUUGUAAAUUUAAAUGUGUUGUUUUUCCAUCAAUCAUGUUCUUACUAAUUUAUACUGCCAAAAGUAGCAAGGUGCUUUUUAAAGUGAUCAUUGUUAGAAGGUUUUACCUGUUUUUUUACUAAGGGUAAAUCCAUGUGUAUUACUGAAUUUCAUAAAAGUGAACAUUGUUAAAAUAUUUUCCUUAGCAAAACAUAUGGUUAUAUAUAUUUUUGAGGUUAAAUGUAUGCUUGCCAACUUUUGUAUCUAUAUUAGAUUGAGUUUCAUUUUGCCAAACGUCUAACAAGUUAUUGUCUCAUUUUUUUUAACCUGCCGUUAAUGUUUUCGAUGUAUGUUUAUAGAAUAUGUUGUGAUUCUUGAUCUUGAGUUUUGUCAAAGGAAUUUUAAGACGUCCUUGUUUGGUUUAUUGUAAAAAGGCCAUUUGGAAAUGGGAUAUAUCUUACAGUUACAUAAAUUUAAAUGGUGAAUAUUGUCUAAUAACUGUUCUGUUGUCGUACUUCGGAAAAAAAAAGGUUUUUAAUCGUCAAA
Ciona intestinalis (vase tunicate) is the source of this 3007-nucleotide messenger RNA. NCBI's taxonomy places the organism in Eukaryota, Metazoa, Chordata, Ascidiacea, Phlebobranchia, Cionidae. The record is from RefSeq and is a predicted model, not a curated record.